Chlamydomonas reinhardtii is the source of this 1912-nucleotide messenger RNA. RefSeq lists its product as uncharacterized. NCBI's taxonomy places the organism in Eukaryota, Viridiplantae, Chlorophyta, Chlorophyceae, Chlamydomonadales, Chlamydomonadaceae. Bases 46 to 1251 code for a protein of 401 amino acids. The record is from RefSeq and is a predicted model, not a curated record. The transcript has 9 exons.
UUGCAGUUCAUUAUACAACUAUUUCAGCAAAGCAAAGCUAUGCAAAUGCUGGUGCAGCGAGGUGGGCCAGCAAGCCGGCUCGGAAACCGGAGUACAGAACAAGCCUCGGUCAUCUGGCGGCGAUCAAGACAGCAUGUUAAUGUGCAACGGAGACAAUUGACCUGUUUUCGCUCUUUCGCGCCCGACCGCGAGCCCCAAUGCUUGCACCAGGGCUUCUCGCAGUUCAACGAGGUUGUAACGGUCAUCCAGAUCCCCGAUGACCCCGCGGACCCCGGCCAUCGCCCGCUGGCCGGCUGUCGCAUUCUGCUGCUGGACAGCACCGGCAACCUGCACUCGGUGUACCACCCCUCGCGGCCGCUCACGGGCAGCUACUGGGACGUGCUGGCGGGCCUGCCCAGCCUGGUGCCGCCCGGACCCCUGGGGCUGCUGGGGCUGGGCGCGGGCACCAUCCCGCGCAUCAUGGCCGCACACUUCCCGCUGGGGACCGCCGCUGCCACUGCUGCUGGGGGGAGGUCGGGGGGCAGCUACGUCGUGCACGGCUGGGAGCUGGACCCAGGUGUGGUGGCGGCGGCGCGCAUGCACCUGGGCAUGUCGGAGCUGGAGCGGGCAGGACACCUGGUGACGCACACCGGCGACGCGCUGGCUCCGGCGGCGGCGGUGCCGGGCGGCUUCAGCGGCAUUGUGGUGGACCUGUUCGGCGGCGGCAGGCUCCUGCCACAGCUCACAAAGCGUGAGACGUGGGAGUCCAUUCGUAGUCGACUGGCGCCCACAGCGCCCGGCCAGCCGCCCGCCCGUGUCAUUGCGAACCUGGGCCAGAGCCCGCCCACCACCCCGGGCCAGGCGGGGCGCUGGCAGCCCGAGGCCUACACCACACUGAGGGCGUACGAGGCGCUGGAGGCGGCCUUUGAGGGCGAGGUGUCGCUGAUGACGUUACAGAGCAACACCCUGGCGCUGACGGGGCCGCUGCCGUCACCAGAGGAGUGGCCCGGGCGGCUGCCGGCGGCCCUGAGGGAGCAGUUGCUUGUGCUGAACGGGGGCGGCAGUAGCAGCGGCAGCAGCAGCAGCAGCAGCAACAGCGGUAACAACGGUGGUGGCGGCGGCGGCUGGCGCGAGAGUUUGGAGCAGCAGGAGCUGAGGCCGGGGGCAGGCGGGUUGCAGGCGGGGGCGGGAGGCAGCAGCAGCAGGAGCGGGUGCUGGGCUAGGGACUUGUACCCGCUGCAGAAGACAGAGGUCAACCUUUCCUUGUUCUGAGGAGCGGGGUGCCAGCUCUUGCGUCCAUGUGUGCUGCUGACUCUGAUGUGGUAGGCACGUGUGGACUGGGCCAACUGGCGGGUGGGCAAGGGGCUGGGGUGGUGAGUCACGCGGGUCGCGCCGCUGCCCUGCCCUGCCGGGUGUGUGGGAGACGGCCGGCGCAGGCAGCUACGCGGCGUGUGCAGGCGUAUGACAGGGGCCGGUCGGCCGGCGAAGGCAGAUGGGUGGGAGCGAGUUGCAUGCUCCAGGUACACGGGAUGCAUGGGUGGCCGUAUGGAGUGUGCUGUGCUGGCUGGAGUGUGCGAGUAGAUACGGUACGUACAAGUGUGCCGCCGCCAGACACGCUUGCGUCUUCAAGAGCGCAUGCGACGGUCGCGUCAGUCAAUGCCCUGUCCAAGGCCCUGUCCCCCUCUGUUCGCAACGUGGCCACCUGUGUCCUGUGCGCCUUGACCGCUAUGUGCGCCGACAGGGUCACGCGCUAUCUCUGUAUGUGUGCGGAUUGUGGCUAAACCCAGCACUCGGAUCCUCAACGGUCCAUCGCUUGGAGGCAGGGGAGGCUCUGCUUGGCGGCGAUGUUAGGGUUGUGUGACCAUGUCCACAGCCCCCAGCGUUUUUGAUGUGCACAAGAACACAAUGGAGUUUUAAGCGGAUCUGGCUACUA